UUGUCAUUUUGAGCAGUCGUUGGCGUAGAGCCAAAGCUCCAGGAGAUACUAAAAGUAUUUAGAAUCGUCUGAUUGGCUGUUGGAAUUAGCUGUUAAACAAAGCAGCCAGUAACUGAACACCCGGGGCCUUCGUGAACUCCAGUUGGGUGGGAGACCUUCUAGUGUGUGUGUCGGCUCUGAACUAGGACAGAAAGAGGGAGAGAGAUGAACACCUUACUGUCACUCUAGAGAUGGCCAGUGUCAUCUCAGGGCCAGCUGAGAGGACUACUCAGAUAGAUACACGUAAAAUGACAGAAGUGCACGUAGUUACAAGGCAGCAAUGCCCAGCAGCAUGUGUCUGCAUUGAGCUUCCACAAAGCUAGUUGGAGACCAGCGUGGGCUCAGUGGAAGUCAGCAGCCAGACCUGACAUCCCACGACAACAAAGGUCCUCAACAAGCAGAGCUCCUCUCCAUGAGUACCUCGGGUUUCUUUCGUUGGCCCGCACCGCUGGCCAGAAUGUGCACGGCGCCGUGGGGACUCGGGCUUCGGGGGAAGCCAGCGCUGUUAGCCCCGGGAGCGGCAGUCACCGCGGUCCAGAUGGCAGGCAGGAGGGACCGCCCCGCUCUGCUGCCUCCCCUGGAUGAGAGUGACCUUGAAGAGCAGUUCGUGAAAGGGCACGGUCCGGGGGGCCAGGCAACCAACAAAACCAGCAACUGUGUGGUGCUGAAGCACAUCCCCUCGGGCAUCGUCGUCAAGUGCCAUCAGACAAGAUCAGUCGAUCAGAACAGAAAGCUAGCCCGGAUAACCCUACGAGAGAAAGUGGAUAUUUUCUACAACGGCGAAAACAGUCUUGUUUACAAAGAAAAACGGGAGGCAGAGAAGAAAAAGCAAGAGAGGAAAAAAAGAGCAAAGGAAACUCUAGAAAAAAAGAAACUCCUGAAAGAACUGUGGGAAUCAAGUAAAAACGUCCACUGAGAAAGAAUUA
Leopardus geoffroyi (Geoffroy's cat) is the source of this 965-nucleotide messenger RNA. It is a transcript of the gene MTRFR, whose product is annotated as mitochondrial translation release factor in rescue. The transcript is spliced from 4 exons. Gene Ontology annotation, molecular function: translation release factor activity. The record is from RefSeq and is a predicted model, not a curated record. NCBI's taxonomy places the organism in Eukaryota, Metazoa, Chordata, Mammalia, Carnivora, Felidae. Gene Ontology annotation, biological process: translational termination. Gene Ontology annotation, cellular component: mitochondrion. Bases 452 to 955 code for a protein of 167 amino acids.